AUGCCUCUCCGGCCCUCGCUUUUGUCACGCUGGAUCUCGCCGGCCGAGCUCCUACGAAGACCUACACUUAGAGCCGCACUCAUCCCAUCGCCAACGGGUACCAUUUACCCUAACCUGCCUCUCCUUCGCAGCCAAACAGCUUGCAAACCCACCCGGCGAUCCUUAACGACAGCGGCAAAUUAUAUCAGCCGGCCGGGAGCGCACUCUCGACCGGGCGUGCGAUCGAUCCAGCUUCCCAAACAACGGCUGAACCGGCGCUACAAUUCGGGAUCCUCCAGCAGUUCGUCACAAUCCGAGAAAGAGGCAACGUCCCUGUCGCAGCGACUGCGCAAACUAUCUCGCGAAUACGGUUGGGCAGCCGUCGGCGUGUAUUUCGGUCUCUCCGCAUUGGACUUCCCGUUCUGCUUUGCCGCCGUGCGUCUGCUGGGCGUGGAGCGGAUUGGCCACUUUGAACAUGUGGUGGUGCAAUCGGCCAAGGAUGCUUUCCACUCCGUGUGGCCCCAGUCAGAGACAAAGCCGCAGGGUGAAGGUGAGGGUGAGGAUACGCAGAACAGCCUUGUUCUUGCAGAGGAGCGGAAUCAGGAGGAAGCCAGUAUCUGGACCCAACUGGCGCUUGCCUACGCAAUCCACAAGAGCUUCAUCUUCAUUCGGGUCCCAUUGACGGCGGCUGUGACCCCCAAGAUUGUCAAGACUCUACGGCGCUGGGGUUGGGACAUUGGCAAGCGCAAGCCCAAGAACCCGUGA
This is a messenger RNA of Penicillium cinerascens, 744 nucleotides long. Its product is annotated as FAM210 family protein. The transcript is spliced from 2 exons. The record is from RefSeq and is a predicted model, not a curated record. The coding region runs from base 1 to 744 and encodes 247 amino acids. NCBI's taxonomy places the organism in Eukaryota, Fungi, Ascomycota, Eurotiomycetes, Eurotiales, Aspergillaceae. Gene Ontology annotation, cellular component: mitochondrion.